This is a messenger RNA of Ogataea philodendri, 585 nucleotides long. RefSeq lists its product as uncharacterized. The record is from RefSeq and is a predicted model, not a curated record. Bases 1 to 585 code for a protein of 194 amino acids. Gene Ontology annotation, biological process: response to salt stress; protein complex oligomerization; response to heat. NCBI's taxonomy places the organism in Eukaryota, Fungi, Ascomycota, Pichiomycetes, Pichiales, Pichiaceae. The transcript has a single exon.
AUGUCUUACUACAACGAUCCAUUCUACAGCUUUUUCGAGAACAUCAACCAAGAAGUUGCGCAGAUGAACAAUCUGUUCAAUGACCCAUUCUUCAGAACUCCUCUAGCUCCGGUGGCUUCGGGCAACAAACGGUUGGAGGGCAAGUCCAAGGACGGCAAGGAGGUUGCACAGCGCGGCGGCGGCUCUGACGUUGCCAGAUCUUCGUCGUGGCUGAGCGACUCGUUUGCUCCGCCAAUUGACGUCCAUGAGACCGACAAAGCCUACGAGGUUGCGGUGGCUAUUCCGGGAGCACCAAAGGAAAACGUCACCAUUGACUAUAACAAAAAGACCAACGAGCUGAUUGUCAAGGGAGAGAUUCCUGCCAGAACCACCGAGUCGGACAAAUCGUACUCGGAAAGAACUGUCGGCAAGUUCUCACGUGUUUUGAAGCUGCCUGUGCAAGUUGACGGCGAGAAAAUUGGAGCCAAGUUUGAAAACGGGCUUUUGAAUCUUAAUGUUCCAAAACUCGCCGAUGGAGAAGAUUUACACAGAAUUGAGAUCUCCAGCACGGAAACCUAUGGAAACGUGAACGAGGAAAAAAAGUAA